CAAUAACUGUUUUCAGAAUGCUAUCCAUAGCAAGUGAUUUCGUUUCUGAUUUGUGCAACAGAGAGAGAGAGGUAGAAGGAAGGUGCGAAAAGUUGAAAAAGUUGCAUAAGAAAGGAGAUUCUGGGAAAAGGAAAAGUUGAAGUUGGGGUUGCUGCAACAAUGGCACAUGCUAACACUUCUUUUGCUUUAUCUGAUGCGGAAUUUGAGAGGGUGAAACACAUAAUCGACAUUCGAGACUUAGAAGACUUCAAGUUAUCAGAGUGCAGCAUUUACAAGGUUCCUUGCAAUCUUAGGAAGGUGAAUGAGGAAGCCUAUACUCCUCAAUUGAUCUCAAUAGGUCCCAUUCACCUUGGCAAAGAGGAAUUGAAGCCAAUGCAAGAGCACAAAAAAAGAUAUUUCCAUUUCUUCUGGGAGCGUGUAUCUAAUGAACUAGCCAUGAUGUAUCCAAUGGACAAGUAUAAAGAUUAUCUUAAAACCCAAGAACAAGAAAUAAAGCAAUGUUACGCACAAAAAUUCCCUAAAAUCAGCGACGAGAAAUUCUUGGACAUGAUGUUGUUGGAUGCUGUGUUCAUCAUGGAACUUUUUCUAAGGCACAGUUCAUGGAAAUCCGAUACAAUCAAACCUGGGCAUGAUAAUGUGGAAAGGAAAUCAUCUCGAUUCAAUCACAGUGGUGAUUACAUUUUGUCACAGUCAUGGCUCAGCAAGGACAUUGCAAGGGACUUGAUACUUAUAGAAAAUCAAAUUCCAAUCUUUGUGCUAAAGGAACUGUAUGAUACAGUUGUCUCUGAUGUUGCCAUAAAGAAAGAACAUCCUUGCUUUGUUGAUCUUGCACUUCAAUACUUUGCACUUUAUGACACUCAGAGAUCCUCUUCUGGAUCUGAUGAAACCAAGCUUGUUUUGGAGAAGAACCUGUCCAAGAAACACUUCUUCAGUGGUUCAAUUUUCGGUUUCAAGAAACCUUUGAAUAAAUCAAUGACCAAAGAUAGGUGCAAAAAUCCAGAGCAUUUCACAGAUUUGAUAAGAUAUUUUUGCCUUCCUGCUAAUAUGAGAAAUAGUGGUCGCCCCGAUAAUGUGCUAAGAACAGCAACAAAGUUACAAGAAUCAGGGGUAAGCUUUGAGAAAGAUAAGAAAAGAAGGUUACUUGAGAUAUCAUUUGAUAAGAAGCCAUUUCUGAGUUCAUUUCUUUGCUUGGGUUGUUUACAACAUUUGAACCAUUUCAAAGCACGUUUUGUAAUUCCUCAAUUGGAGGUUGGUCAAACAACAGAAUGUGUUGUGAGGAACCUCAUUGCUUUUGAGCAGUGUCACUAUCCAGAACAACCUUAUAUUUGCAACUAUGUUUCACUUAUUGAUUCUCUCAUACACACUCAGGUUGAUGUUGAAUUGCUGGUUGAAAAGGAAGUUAUUGUGCAUGAAUUGGGAAGUGAUGAGGAAGUGGCGACUCUUGUUAAUGGUCUUUGCAAACAUGUUGUGACAAAUUCAACAUGUUACUAUGAGACUAUUAAUGAGCUUAAUAAGCAUUACCAGAAUGUUUGGAAUCGUACCAUGGCUGCAUUGUGGUUGGUGUAUUUCAGAGACACUUGGAGGGCAAGUUCCACUGUGGUUGGGAUUGCUGUGCUCAUUUUCGCUGUGUUCAAUUUUCUACGUGUUGUUCGUUAUUUGUUCUAGCUUGCAAUAUAUAUUAUAUGGCAAAAUGAUUUCUGCAGCUGCUGCACUUACAGCUAGCCAGGAUCCGCGUGCUGAUCCUAGGAUACGGCACUGGAUUCUUGUUUUUUUUUUUUUUUAAAUGCUGUGGGACUCACUUUUCUGUGUCAGCUGUAGAGAGUGUUAUCUACGGCGACUGCAGAAAUAAUAACCCCUAUAUAUAUAUAUAUAGAUGUCGGUUGUUUCAUGCAUGUAUGAAUGAAUGAAUAAACAGUGUGUCAUCGAAUGUAAUCUCACUAGUACAAAUGCAUUUAAUCCUGGGUUGUAAUCAUGCUAUUAGUAGCUCCUGAACUUGAAAUAUGUGUCAUAUAUAUAUCGUACAAAGAUGCCAAAAAGUUUUUUAACUUUUUAUUCAUGUUAAAACGUUAAUUGGUACGUAGCAUAUACCCUCAUUGUCUUUGAGCAGUGUCACUAUUCGGACCAACCUUUUAUAUGCAAUUAUGUUUCUCUAAUUGAUUAUUUGAU
Gastrolobium bilobum is the source of this 2166-nucleotide messenger RNA. RefSeq names its product UPF0481 protein At3g47200-like. The record is from RefSeq and is a predicted model, not a curated record. Lineage: Eukaryota; Viridiplantae; Streptophyta; Magnoliopsida; Fabales; Fabaceae. Bases 160 to 1665 code for a protein of 501 amino acids. The transcript is spliced from 2 exons.